Molecule: messenger RNA, 2244 nt
Organism: Gymnodraco acuticeps
Lineage: Eukaryota; Metazoa; Chordata; Actinopteri; Perciformes; Bathydraconidae
Product: hyaluronan-binding protein 2-like
Exons: 13
Coding region: 136-2016 (626 amino acids)
Biological process (GO): proteolysis
Molecular function (GO): serine-type endopeptidase activity; calcium ion binding
Source: RefSeq, a predicted model, not a curated record
CCAACAGGGGCGGCACUGAACCCAGCAGGAUCAAAGGUUAGUGAACUUAACCAAAUGCUUAGAAAAGUUUGUGUGAUCUGCCAAGCAGUGCACUCCCAUCUCACUCUUCUGGAAGUCCUCUGAGCCCCUGCCAUCAUGAACCUAAAGCUCCUCUUCUUUUGCCUCUUCUUGGCGGUGCUCCUCAAACCUGCUGAACUAAAACGCAAAAAGAAAAAACAUGAUCAUCAUGCUGAUGAGCUUCGAGGACAUGGCCAUCAAAAAGGCGACAAAAAAAGAGGAAGAUUUGAGGACAUAAUUAACGACAUAUUCUUUACGAUCCGGGACGAAGCUGGGGAUGAUGACGAUGAUGACGAAUCAAAUUCGGACUGGCUUUUUGAACUUCAAGAGCCAGAAGGCCAUUGCGACCCAAACCCUUGCCACCACAAUGGACUGUGUGAGGAAAAAGAGGGAAGGAAAAGGAACUUUGAAUGUGAUUGUCCCAAACCUUUCAAGGGAAAGAAAUGCCAGAGAGGUCCAAAGGCUUGUAGAAGAGGUAGGUGCGGGCGUGGUGAAUGUGUCCUGAUUUCAACUCGCCCAUACUACGAGUGCAAAUGCAAGGCGCCCUUCCAGCCUCCAAACUGCAGAAACUAUUCAUUAUGUAAGCCUAAUCCAUGUCGGAAUGGUGGAAAAUGCGUCAAUGAAGGCAAUGACUUUGACUGCCAGUGCCCAGCAGGGUUUAGAGGACGUUUCUGCCAUGUUGGCCCAGAUGACUGCUACGUGGGUGACGGAGAGUCGUAUCGUGGCACUGUGAGUGAGACAGAUGAUGACCACGAAUGCCUCCACUGGAACUCUCACUUCAUCCUGGAGAAAGGAGUGGAUCCCUUUAACUCCUUCGAGGACCAAGAUGGACUUGGCCCUCACAACUUCUGCAGAAACCCAGACGGAGAAUCGAUGCCCUGGUGCUUCUACAGAAAAGGCCCCAGGUUGUUGUGGGACACUUGUAAUGUCAUAGAGUGUCCCGUACCAACAGGUGAGACGCCAACAGACAUCGUCCCAACAGACAUCGUCCCAACAGUCAUCGUCCCAACUGUCAUCGUUCCAACUAUCAUCGUCCCUACAGAUGCCAUCCCCCAGCCUGAAAUACCUCCAAUCGUCCCGGUAAACCUUGAGGACCCCACCCAGGCUCCAACAGCUUCUCCUACACCAACUAAGGAGACUUUCGUCCCUACCGCCACCCCUGGACCGCAGCAGUUCGCCACCUGCGGGAAGGCUCAGCCGAAAAAGAAAAUUACCCGAAUCUUUGGGGGUCUGAAGGUCCCUCCCGGGGCAGUACCCUGGCAGGUGUCCCUGCAAGUGAAACCAAAGAACUCCAACCAGCGCUUCACACACACGUGUGGAGGAGUUCUCAUCGAGAGCUGCUGGGUGCUGACGGCUGGACACUGCAUUCAACCAAUGAUGGACAAGCAGGUGGUUUUAGGAAGUCUGUCACUGAAUGAUGAGGAACCCACAGAGCAAGUCAUAAAAGUUCAAGAGGCUAUCCUGCAUGAGAACUACAGAGAGACUAGUGAAGCUGUUUACAAUGACAUAGCCUUAUUAAGGCUGGAAGGCACUGAUGGUGUUUGUGCCAAUGAGACUCAGUUUGUGAAGACCGCCUGUCUGCCUGAUGCCCAGCUGCCUGAUGGGAUGGAUUGUAAAAUCUCUGGAUGGGGUGCCACAGAAGAAUCUCAAACUGGUUCCAACCACCUGCUGGAGGCCAAUGUAAUGCUGAUUAACCAGGAGAAGUGCGCUGAACCCGAUAUUUAUGGCCGCGUCCUGGAUAACACGAUGUUCUGCGCUGGCCACCUGAUGGGAGGGGUAGAUUCCUGUCAGGGUGAUUCUGGAGGACCAUUAACAUGUGAGCAGAACACCAACAGCGUUGUUUAUGGUCUGGUGAGUUGGGGAGACAAAUGUGGAAGGAAGAACAAGCCCGGGGUCUACACAAGGGUCACUCACUUCCUGGACUGGAUCAAGUCAAAGACACAAGCAGCAUCUGCAUAAGCAAACUCUCUUACUCAGCAUCUUGCCAGUGUAGCGAAAGGACUUGGUUAUCAAGUCUUACUCAUCAUGACUUCGCUUUUUGGUUAUACGCAGUUGUAUCUGGUAAUCAAAUACCAUUUUAAAUUCAUAUGCUUCUUAAUAAAACCAUCCUAAGAAAUUAAGAAAAUGUGUCAUUUCUGUUUAAUGUGUUACGUCAGGAACAGAUCAAAUAAAUGUCAUAUUUCUUUG